Messenger RNA from Anopheles darlingi, 1941 nucleotides. RefSeq names its product transmembrane protease serine 9-like. Gene Ontology annotation, molecular function: serine-type endopeptidase activity. Gene Ontology annotation, biological process: proteolysis. The record is from RefSeq and is a predicted model, not a curated record. The transcript is spliced from 9 exons. Lineage: Eukaryota; Metazoa; Arthropoda; Insecta; Diptera; Culicidae. Bases 1 to 1941 code for a protein of 646 amino acids.
AUGCAGAACGUUGUGAUGGUGCUGCUGGCAUCGCUACUGCUAUCCACGGUUAGCCAACGAGUGUUAGCCGAGCAGCAGGAACAGAUAACGGUCGAUGAGAAUCGCAUCAAUUACGACAUCUACGUGACGCCGGUGAUGCUGCCCACCGCGUUUGCCGCUCCGAACCGGUUUCGAGCGAAAAAUCCUUUGCUGGCGUGGCUGUCCACCGUGCUGUAUUAUCGACCGUCUGCCGGUUCUGCUUCGUCCGAUACCAUGAUCGGUGCUUUCGGCAAACCCUCACCGACGCGUGAAUGCUCGAGCUGCACUUGUGGCAGGGGAAAGACGAGCUCCCGGAUUGUCGGUGGUGAUGCGGCCGAUGUGAAGGAGUUCCCCUGGAUGGCGAUGCUGCUGUACCGAGGGACGUUCUACUGUGGCGGCUCACUGAUCAACGAUCGCUACAUCCUUACGGCGGCUCACUGCGUGCUGAGCUUCAUACCGAUCCAGCUGCAAGCCAAGCUGUACGAUGUCGAGCAGGCCGAGAUGGUAACCAGGGCGGUCGCUUGGUUGCAGGGUCACGAGCGCUUCAAUCUCGAUACCUUCAACAACGAUAUCGCGCUGGUGAAGCUCCAGCAACCGGUCGAAGCCGGCAGUAGCUUCAUUCCGGCCUGCUUGCCGACGGCCGGGCGGGGUUAUGCCAGCCAGAACGGAACCGUCAUCGGUUGGGGUAAGCUAGGCAAUGGGAGCCUCGCGCACGGACUGCAGAAGGUCGUGGUACCAAUCAUCAGUAAUGCCCAGUGCCGCAAGACCAACUACCGGUCGUCGAGGAUCACGGACAACAUGCUUUGCGCUGGCUACGCAGACGGAGGACACGAUGCCUGUCAGGGUGAUAGCGGUGGACCCCUGCACGUCGGCGAUAGCAAUAUCCGCGAACUCGUCGGAAUCGUUUCGUGGGGCGAGGGAUGCGCGCGGCCCAACUACCCUGGCGUCUACACGCGGGUGUCGCGCUACCUUUCCUGGAUCAAGGCAAACACCCGUGAUGCAUGCAGCUGCGAGCGAACGGCAAGUUUGCUGAUCGAUCCGGAUGGGUUUGUCGGGAAGGCACCGCUGCUGAAUAGUGGUGCCUGGACGUGGAUCACCACCAUGUUCGGUAUGCCGAUCUUCAGUGUGUUUGCGUACCGGGCCGCACCGCGCAAUUGUCCAUCCUGUUCUUGCGGGACGAACGGGAACAACUCGAAGAUCGUCGGUGGAGAGGAGGCCGGGAUCGGUCAGUACCCGUGGAUGGUGGCCCUGUACUACAGCAAUCGGUUCAUCUGCGGUGGUACGCUGAUCAACGAUCGCUACGUCCUGACGGCCGCGCACUGCGUGUUCGGUAGCGAUCGAUCGCGGUUCCGGGUGAAGUUCCUGAUGCACGAUCGGCUCGUCCCGAAGGAGGACUCGUUCGAGCGGAAGGUGUCCUACAUCAUGACCAACUGGUUCGUCAACGUGCUCGUCUUCAUCACGAACGAUGUGGCGCUGCUGAAGCUGAGCGAACCGGUCCCGCUCGGCGACACCAUCACGCCCAUCUGUCUGCCACCGGAAGGCGAUAGCUACGCCGGGAAAGAGGGUAUCGUGACGGGGUGGGGAAAGCGGGGUGAUGGUUCGUUCCCGAUGCAGCUGCAGGAGGUCCACGUGCCGAUCCUGGCGAACGAGGAGUGCCACAAUCAGACGCAGUACUUCCGCUUCCAGAUCAACGAUCGCAUGAUUUGCGCCGGCUAUAAAGAUGGCCAAAAGGAUUCCUGUCAGGGCGAUAGCGGUGGACCACUGCACGUGUACGAUCCCGAUGCGAACCGGUACGUGAUCGCGGGUGUCGUCUCGUGGGGUUUCGGUUGCGCCCAGCCCGGAUUCCCCGGUAUUUACGCCCGAGUCAAUCGCUUCAUUUCGUGGAUCAACUUUAACACGCGCGACGCUUGUCUGUGCCACUGA